AUGGACGAGAAUAUCGCUCAGAAACUACGAAAUGUUCAAACGGCGGUUGAAACUUUAAAAAUUUGUCAAAAUGAUCUGUUAAGUCUUAAUACAAAUGCUGUAACAGUUGUUAAAUUUAUGCAAAAAGGUUGGCUUUUAUCAAAACCUGAUUUAAUUAUAUCUGUAACUGGUGGAGCAACAAAUUUUGAUAUGUCAACACGUCUUAGAAAGAUUUUUCAAAGUGGUUUAGUUUCUGCUACUAUUACGACGAACGCAUGGUUAAUUACAGCUGGAACAAAUGCUGGUGUUUUUAAAGAAGUUGGUAAAGCUCUUAAUAAAUAUCGUUAUAAAAAUCGAAAAAAUGAUGUUGAUAUAUCAUGUAUUGGUAUUGGUAGUUGGGGUUAUACCACAGAAAAUGAACAAGUUGAUUGUCAAUCGACAACUUUUUCUACAGAUGCGAAUACUAAAAAAGAAACACUUCCAUCCAUAAGACAUCGUCUUAGUAAAAUAACACAUCCUGCUCGUAUGGAUAAUGAUGAUCAAUAUGCAGUUCGACAUUAUACUGUUAAAGAAAAGCAAAAGAAACGAUGUGAUUUAGAACCAAAUCAUACUCAUUUUUUAUUAUUUGAUGAUGGACAAUCAAAUGCUGAUGCUGUUCUACCAUUACGAGCAGAAAUUGAAAAAUAUUGUCGAAAUACGAGCAUAGAUACUGCUACAGACGGAACAAUUGAAUCAUUGAUACCUAUUGUUAUGGUUUUGGUUGAAGGUGGUCUAUCAUCAAUUCGAACAAUUUGUGAGGCACUUGAUUCGAAUACACCAGUUGUUGUUAUCAAAGAAUCAGGUCGUGUUGCUGAUCUUAUUGCUGAAUUACAUACUUGUUAUACUGAAAGCGAGAAUGGUAAUGAUAAUGUUUAUCCUACACGACUACAAACCGGCUUAGCUCAUAGUAGUUCAAAAGAAAUAAAGAUCCAAAAGAUUUUGACUAAAGCACAAGCUACUAUUACAGGACUUCAUGAAGUUAUAGAUAAUCUAUGUCGAGUAUUAAACGAACAUAAACAAUUAGUGACAAUUUUCAAAUUUGAUAGUAAACGACAUCAUGGAAAUCUUGAAGAUGCUAUCCUAGAAUCUUUAUUUAAUGCUGCAAAAUUUUCUGAUGAUCAUAUUGAACGAAAUCAUCGAACAGCAGAACUUAAAUUACCUAUAGCUUGGCAUAAAUUUAAUUAUGCUCAAAAAUAUCUUCUUACUGAUACGACAAUAUCUAAAUGGAAAGAAGAUGAUCUACAUCGUGCUCUUGUUGAUGCACUUCAUCGUGGUCAUGUUGAUUUUGUUGAAUUACUCGUUGAAUUUGGUACAUCACUAGAAAAAUUAACAAAUGGAGAUCUUAAACAACUUUAUGCAACAACAUUGACUAAUAAUCGAUUACCAGUUAAAGGCAAAGAAAAAAAUGCUAUAUGCAGAAGAGAAGAUUUUUAUUUAGAUUAUUUUAAUUUGAUCUUAGAUAAUACAAACAAAAAUAAUAAUCUUUUAUUAUUAGAUGAUAAUAUGUCAUUAGGUAAAGAUGCUCCACAGGAAUUAUUUUUAUGGGCUCUUUUUCUUAAUCGAUUGGAACUUGCAACAUACCUUUGUUCCAAAACUUGGAAUUCAUCAGUAGCACCAUUAUUUGGUGCAUUAAUCUAUCGACGUGCAGCAAGCUCAGAACUUGACAUUGAUAUAAAACAACAAUAUGAAGAAAAUGCUGAACAAUUUGAUAUACAUGCUAUGUCGAUUAUUGAUCAAUGUUUUGAUAAUGAUGAAAAUUUUGCUAUUGAUCUUCUAAAACAGCCUGCUGUUGCAUUUAAUAAUAUUUAUCCAUUACAAUUAGCACGGAAAAUUAAUUGUAAAUCAUUUCUUGCAUCAAAAUGUGUUCAAAAAUAUCUUGAUCAUCAAUGGUUUGGAUGUAUUAGUUAUAAAAGAACGGCUAUUAAUUUUCGAGUAUUUCUUUGUUCAUUAUUUUUUCCAUUUUUUCCAAUAUUUUGUAUCUUUUUGCCUUACACACAAAAACAUAAAAAAGUUAGUCAAUGGACUAAGAUGUAUCAUUUUAUCGGAUCUGUUCAACAAGAAGAAAAAAAUUAUGUUCCAUGGUAUGAUAAAAUAAAAUAUUUCUAUGAAGCACCUAUUGUACGAUUCUAUUAUUAUAUGAUAUUUUAUAUUUUAUUUCUUGGUUUAUUCAGUUUUGUUCUUCUUGUUGAUUAUUUUCCAUUAAAUAUUUAUAAUGAAUAUCAAUCUGAUAUUCAAAUUUUACCAAUAUCGAUAACUGAAAUAAUUCUUCAUAUUUGUUUUUGGAGUUUUAUCAUUGAAGAAAUACGCCAAAUGAUAUAA
Rotaria sordida is the source of this 2337-nucleotide messenger RNA. The record is from the annotation of a GenBank genome assembly. NCBI's taxonomy places the organism in Eukaryota, Metazoa, Rotifera, Eurotatoria, Philodinida, Philodinidae.